AGUGAACUCAUUGUCAUUGAAAACUGGUCGUGUUAAGCUCAUAAGUCAUAACCAAGCUCUUUAAACCGCGAUAGUUUUCCAAGUCUUUGGAGGAUUCUAGAACAAGAGCCACCAAAUAUUAUACGUCUCAGUUCUAGCAUGCGCCCACGGUAGCACGUUUGAUUCAGAAGGCGCUUUCUUAAGAAGCAAAAAGAUCAAUACGAGCUCUGCAAUCCGCAAGACUUUGGAGUCAUGAGGGCCCUGAUAUCGUUGUGUAGUAGGUGACAGUAAGCCGAUUUAUUUACUGAUUAUUGGUUCCGACGAAGAUGAGCGUUGUUGGUUUUGAUUUCGGUAACGAGAGCUGCAUUGUUGCUGUUGCGAGGCAACGAGGUAUCGAUGUGGUUCUUAACGAUGAAUCGAAACGGGAGACCCCUGCCGUUGUCUCUUUUGGCGAGAAGCAGCGGUUCAUUGGAACUGCUGGAGCCGCUUCAACUACGAUGAACCCCAAAAACUCUAUAUCUCAGUUAAAGCGAUUGAUUGGUCGUCAAUUCUCUGAUCCUGAGCUUCAGCGGGACCUCAAGUCCCUGCCUUUUACUGUCACGGAAGGGCCCGAUGGGUAUCCAUUAAUUCACGCACGGUACCUUGGGGAAUCCAGGGUUUUUACGCCAACACAAGUUCUGGGAAUGGUACUUUCUAAUCUGAAGAGCAUAGCGGAGAAGAAUCUUAAUGCGGCAGUUGUGGAUUGCUGUAUUGGGAUUCCAGCUUAUUUCACAGAUCUUCAAAGAAGAGCUGUUCUGGAUGCAGCAACAAUUGCUGGUUUGCACCCUCUCCGGUUGUUUCAUGAAACAACUGCCACAGCUUUGGCCUAUGGAAUUUACAAGACGGAUUUACCAGAGAACGAUCAAUUAAAUGUUGCUUUUGUUGACAUCGGCCAUGCAAGCAUGCAAGUAUGCAUUGCGGGCUUCAAGAAAGGCCAGCUCAAAAUAUUGGCCCAUUCUUUUGAUCGUUCUCUUGGUGGUAGGGAUUUUGAUGAAGUUCUCUUCCAACAUUUCGCAGCAAAGUUCAAGGAAGAAUACAAGAUUGAUGUGUUCCAGAAUGCACGGGCUUGCCUUAGACUACGUGCGGCUUGUGAGAAGUUGAAGAAGGUUCUUAGUGCAAAUCCAGAGGCACCUCUGAACAUAGAAUGCUUAAUGGACGAGAAAGAUGUCAGGGGAUUCAUCAAGAGGGAAGAAUUCGAACAGAUAAGUACUCCAAUUUUGGAGCGUGUUAAAGGGCCUCUGGAGAAGGCUCUUUCAGAAGCUGGGCUUACUGUUGAAAACAUCCAUUCAGUUGAGGUUGUUGGUUCAGGUUCUCGUGUUCCAGCCAUUAUUAGGAUAUUAACAGAAUUUUUUGGAAAAGAACCUAGACGCACCAUGAAUGCCAGUGAGUGUGUGGCUAGAGGCUGUGCUCUUCAAUGUGCAAUUCUUAGUCCCACUUUUAAAGUGCGUGAGUUUCAGGUAAAUGAGAGCUUCCCCUCCCCAAUUGCCUUAUCAUGGAAAGGUGCAGCACCUGAUUCCCAGAAUGGAGCAACAGAGCACCAACAGAGCACCAUUGUAUUCCCAAAGGGUAAUCCAAUUCCCAGUGUCAAGGCUUUGACAAUCUAUAGGUGGGGUACAUUCACAAUUGAUGUUCAUUAUGCUGAUGUUAGCCAAUUACAGGCACCUGCAAAGAUCAGCACAUAUACUGUUGGUCCUUUCCAAUCUACCAAAGGUGAACGGGCAAAGUUGAAGGUGAAAGUUCGCCUGAAUCUUCAUGGCAUUGUGUCUGUGGAGUCUGCAACUUUGUUGGAAGAAGAAGAAGUUGAAGUUCCAGUAGUAAAAGAGCCAGCAAAAGAAGAUACAAAGAUGGAGACUGAUGAGGCUCCAAAUGAUGCAGCACCUGCUGGUACUGUUGAAAAUGAUGUAAAUAUGCAAGAUGCCAAAGGUGCCACUGAUGCUCCUGGGGUUGAAAAUGGAGUUCCUGAGACGGGAGACAAGCCCAUGCAGAUGGAAACAGAUGUCAAGGUUGAUGCUCCAAAGAAGAAGGUGAAGAAAACAAAUGUCCCAGUUGCAGAGCUGGUUUAUGGUGGAAUGGCACCAAUAGAUGUGCAAAAGGCUGUGGAGAAGGAGUUUGAAAUGGCUUUGCAAGAUCGGGUGAUGGAAGAAACCAAAGACAAGAAGAAUGCUGUGGAGGCAUACGUUUAUGAUAUGAGAAAUAAGCUAAAUGACAAAUAUCAUGGCUUUGUUACUGAUUCGGAGAGGGAGACUUUAACUGCUAAGCUUCAGGAGGUGGAGGAUUGGUUGUAUGAAGAGGGUGAAGAUGAAACAAAGGGUGUUUAUGUUGCCAAGCUUGAGGAGCUUAAAAAGCAAGGAGAUCCCAUUGAGGAGCGUUACAAGGAGAGCUCAGAACGAGGGCCAGCAAUUGACCAACUUGUCUAUUGUAUCAAUAGCUACAGAGAAGCAGCGCUGUCAAAUGAUCCCAAAUUUGAUCACAUUGAUAUUGCUGAAAAGCAAAAGGUCGUAAAUGAAUGUGUGGAAGCAGAAGCUUGGUUGAGAGAGAAAAAGCAGCAGCAAGAUGCUCUGCCCAAGUAUGCCACUCCAGUUCUGCUGUCGGCUGAUCUAAAACGGAAGGCGGAGACAAUUGACAGGUUUUGCAGGCCUAUAAUGACGAAGCCCAAGCCAGCCCCGGCUAAGCCACAGACUCCUACCGAGACACCAGCAUCUCCAGCUCAAGGAACUGAGAGCCAGCCUCAAAAUAAUGACAGUAGCAAUGAGAACUCAGCAGGGGGUAACGAGGCAGCACCAGCUGCUGCCGCUGAGCCAAUGGAGACCGACAAAUCUGAGAGCGCUCCAACUCCAGCCUAAGUUGGUUAAAAGAUGCGAGGAAUUUGCCAUACGAUUUUUACCCAGCCCCAAAAAAAGGCUCUACCUGUAUUUUCAUUUCUGUUUGAGCAUUCGUCUUUACAAGGCUCGGUUAAGGGGGUGACCGGAUGGUUAAUUUACAGGUGGUGGUGUUUUUGGAUGUGUAGCACCACACUCUUCUUUGGUGGGUCUGCCCAUUCAUAUUGUUAUUAGGUGGGUCUCUAGAAUCCAGUUUUCAAAAGGGUUUCAAGAGAAAAUUUGGACUAUUCUGAUCUUUUGUUUUUUUCCCAUAUUUUAUGAUGAGAUGUCACGCUCUAGAAUGCCAUUUACAUUUGUUUUCUCA
Molecule: messenger RNA, 3201 nt
Organism: Nelumbo nucifera (sacred lotus)
Lineage: Eukaryota; Viridiplantae; Streptophyta; Magnoliopsida; Proteales; Nelumbonaceae
Source: RefSeq, a predicted model, not a curated record